Molecule: messenger RNA, 330 nt
Organism: Necator americanus (New World hookworm)
Lineage: Eukaryota; Metazoa; Nematoda; Chromadorea; Rhabditida; Ancylostomatidae
Exons: 1
Coding region: 1-330 (109 amino acids)
Source: RefSeq, a predicted model, not a curated record
AUGGAAAUCAUUACGGAGAGGUUCUACUCGAACCUUUUCCGUUCAUCAACUCCUGUGUCAAGCCCGAUCAUCUUCACUGGUGAAGCUCCACCACGGAUUCUCCUUUCGGAAGUACGAGUCGCUAUCAAGAGCAUGAAACCUGGCACAGCCCCCGGACCUGAUUUUAUUUCAGCAGACUUUCUUCGGGCUGGUGGCCCACUUCAUGUAAUCUUAGCAGCGCACAUGACAUCUUACCUUCAGAAAGAAAGGAUCCAAGACCAGUGGAAGACCUUGCGAACCCUUCUUAUCUAUAAGAAAGGUGACCGAGAGGACCUUCGGAACUACCUCUGA